This is a messenger RNA of Hemiscyllium ocellatum (epaulette shark), 3758 nucleotides long. RefSeq names its product serine/threonine-protein phosphatase 2A catalytic subunit alpha isoform. Gene Ontology annotation, cellular component: cytosol. Gene Ontology annotation, molecular function: protein serine/threonine phosphatase activity. The record is from RefSeq and is a predicted model, not a curated record. The coding region runs from base 241 to 1170 and encodes 309 amino acids. Lineage: Eukaryota; Metazoa; Chordata; Chondrichthyes; Orectolobiformes; Hemiscylliidae. Gene Ontology annotation, biological process: peptidyl-serine dephosphorylation; mitotic cell cycle. The transcript is spliced from 7 exons.
GGCGGCCAUUUUGUGGGAUAGGGAUCCAGAGCUGGAGGGAGGCGAGGGUUUUGAUCAGCUCCCUACGGUACACUGCCGCACCGGCUCAUUCAACAACGUCUUUCUCCUGUUCGACAGUUUUCUUUGAAAAAAAAACAAGAAGAAGCGUACACACGGUUUCCAAAUACAGGGUGGUAAAACUGCUCCUUUGACAUAAGAUCCGUCCUGUUGCUCCAGCGGGUACUUGGGUAAAAGGGAGCGAUGGAUGAGAAGGCGUUUACCAAGGAGCUGGACCAGUGGAUCGAGCAGCUCAACGACUGCAAACAGCUGACCGAGAGCCAAGUGAAGACACUAUGUGAAAAGGCUAAAGAAAUUUUGACAAAGGAGUCAAAUGUACAAGAUGUGCGAUGUCCUGUCACAGUCUGUGGAGAUGUUCACGGGCAAUUUCAUGACCUUAUGGAACUUUUUAGAAUCGGAGGGAAAUCACCAGACACAAAUUAUCUUUUUAUGGGAGAUUAUGUUGACCGAGGUUAUUAUUCAGUUGAAACAGUUACACUCCUUGUAGCUCUUAAGGUACGUUAUCGUGAACGUAUCACAAUACUUAGAGGGAAUCAUGAAAGCAGACAAAUUACACAAGUAUAUGGUUUCUACGAUGAAUGUCUAAGGAAAUAUGGAAAUGCCAAUGUGUGGAAAUAUUUUACAGAUCUCUUUGAUUAUCUUCCGCUCACUGCCUUGGUUGAUGGCCAGAUUUUCUGUCUCCAUGGAGGCCUUUCGCCUUCUAUAGAUACACUGGAUCACAUUCGAGCACUUGAUCGCCUUCAGGAAGUUCCACAUGAGGGUCCAAUGUGUGACUUGUUAUGGUCCGAUCCAGAUGAUCGUGGAGGUUGGGGUAUUUCUCCCAGGGGUGCUGGCUACACCUUUGGUCAGGAUAUUUCUGAGACAUUUAACCAUGCUAAUGGCCUUACAUUGGUCUCACGAGCUCAUCAGCUGGUAAUGGAGGGUUAUAACUGGUGUCAUGAUCGUAAUGUAGUAACCAUCUUCAGUGCUCCAAACUACUGUUAUCGUUGUGGCAAUCAAGCUGCAAUAAUGGAACUUGAUGAUACCCUUAAAUACUCUUUCCUGCAGUUUGAUCCAGCGCCUCGCAGAGGUGAACCACAUGUUACCCGUCGCACCCCAGAUUACUUCCUGUAAAAUCUUAUGUACAGUAUUGCCAUGAAUUAAAAGUAUGCCUGACAAAAUUGGAAGAGCAACAGUAACUUCAAAUUACAAGAAAGAGUCUCAAACAUUCAGAAACCUGUCUUCACGGACCAAAAGACGUGCCAUAAUAAGUACAAACUCUGCAAAUAUCACAUUGUUCCUUUUGAGCACCAGUUCAUCAAUGCAUGCUGAUGUGUGAAAGUUAUGGGUUAAGAGCCAUGGUUUGAGCCUAGACCUGUUUGUAGACAAGUUACUUUUGCUUUUUUUUCCCCCAGAGAUUGCAGAGAUAAAGAUGUAAACAUUAAAAACUGCACCUCGUGAUAAUUUUUCUUUUAGCUAUAGCGUUACUAAGCAUGACUUGUAGAUAAAUAAAAAUAGCAGUAAACAAUCAAUGGAGCUUAAAAGAACAUUCAAAAGUAUAAAGGCCUCUUUAUUUGUGAGAGUACUGAAAUCUUGUUUCAGGGAAUACUGUUUAAUUUAAUUUCUGUCUCUACUAUUUUUCCCUUAUUUUGUCAUAAUAUCCAUAUGUUUAAUUGUACGAAUCAAAUCAUUCAUUCUUUCCUCUUUAUGGAAUCAUGACUGAGGUCUGCUACUUGUUUUUCAUAAUAAACUUGUGACCUAAGAAUUGAAAUAUUUCAAAUUUUAAUUGUAUUUGAGAUUGAAGAGCAAAUGCCUUUAUGUAAAAUGCUACACCAACACAUCUGAGUUUAUACAUUUAUAUGUAUUAAAGGCUCCAUGUUAAAAUAAUAAAGGCUGAAAAUACAGGUUAUGUUUGUGCAUUUAAGAGCAGGCCUAUCAGGCUUAUUCACAUCUAUCCGAUAUCUUGAUGGAACCUUAUUGAAAUCUGAGGAAAAUACAUAACAUAUCCAUAAAUAACCAAAGUUAUGAGUAAAAUCACUUUCCAUUGACUGUUGUAAUUGCUUUUGGCAUGUGUUGCAAUUAGUUUUGAAUCACUAAGACCAUAGUCAGUAUUAUAGUUUCUCAUACUUUUCUUAAGUCAACUCUCCUUAAAGUUUUCUCUAGUAAUUGAUGCCCUGAGUUCCAAAGACAGCAUAUUUAGUUGUUACUUUUGAUUAGCCCAGCGCAAUCCAAUCUGAACAAAAAUAGCCAAUUUGCCUUGAAUAAAAUAUUUGCCUCUGGCUGUUUUGGUAGUUGCGGUAGUCAUUUUAGGCUCUGUUCAUGGCUAUUUAAAGCAAGACUUUUUUAUUUGCUUGCUUUAACACUUCAUUCAUUGAUGGGACCGGCUGGCCCAAUAUUUGGUUUUAUUUAUCGUGUCUGCCUCUCAUUCUCUGUGAGCACCCACUCUUGUAUCGCAAUGUGUGUUUCUUUUCCUAUGGGAAAUGGAGUAAAGAUGUCAGGGAAAGCUAGAACACAUCAGAAAGCUAUAAAAGGGUAUGCUAAUAGAGGAGUAGCAGGAAGAUUAUGUGCAGCAUGGGCCAAUUUUUUAUACAUGCUGUGAAAAUUGCUGUUUUUCUGAAUUGCAGGAUCGUAAUCGAUAGCAGCUUUGUGCUGUUAACAUUCAACUAGAACAAUAGGCACUGAAGAUGACAUCUGGCUUCUGUAGGCCAGCAUACAUCACUAGAAUUGCAUUUUUGUUGCCAGAUGUUACUGCUACUUUCUAAUUGAGUAACAAUUCUACAUUAAUACAUAAACAAUGAUUUAUUUAUUGACACUUGCUAAUUAAUUUUCUAAAUAUUAUAAGAGAAGACAAUUAAUGUGCGAGGUGUUGAUUGCAUGAUUGAAUAGUGAAGCUAGUUAACAGCAAGUUGAAAGAAGCUUGUUUUGAUACAUUUGUCAGUUCAUGUAACUGAAUGGUGUGUCUUUGAUCUACUCUAGACGUCUGACUAUUUUGAGCAGUUGUUAUUGGAAGCUUGACUUGUUAUUUACUGAACUGUCAUGGCUUUGUUUCAUAUAACAGCGACAGAAGUUUCCCAUGUUUGAUGGGAUCUGGGGGCAUGUAAUUGGGAUUUAAUUAUUAAUGCCACUCUAUUCCCCAGGGUAAACAUGCAAGUAAACCCCCCCCCAAAAGAAAGUAAUGGCACUGGAUAUUGUAUGGUCGACCAGCUGAGGGAAUACUAUUUGACCAUUCUGCCAGUACAAGGUUUUUGAAUCCAGACCAGCUUUGACCUGAAUGUAAGGGAUGGAAGCGUGUUAUGAGUUUUUAUAUGCUCAGUGGGAACAAGGUAGUUUGUACUAAAUUAUUAGGCACAAAGACCAGAACAUCAAACUCAAAUGAAUGCUGAAAAUAAAGUGAUGUUCCCAGGUUAGACUAGGAGAUUAAAUUUUAAUAGUCAUGUGAGCUGUAUUCUCUAAUUAUGUGAACUUUAUUUACAUUAGCUAUCUUAGAAUUCUGGACUUGGCUUAUUUUUCUCUCAAGUUUGAACAUAAGCUGAAACUGACCUGAUCUGAUCUGUGAUCAGGCUAUGUCAUUUGUACAAUCUUCUUGUAACCGAAUAGUGUGCCUACAAAACUCUUUUCUGGAAGCUUAGCCAACUCCAUAACAUUCCAGUUAUAAUGUAGUUGUGUAUUAAAACUAGGUGAACUCCUCUGUGUACUUUCAUUAAACAAGUCAAUUCACUUAA